AUGAUGGCGGAAGAGCUCAAAAAAGAGCAGGACACAAGCAGCCACCUCGAGAGGAUGAAGAAGAACAUGGAGGCCUCGGUGAAGGACCUGCAGCACCGUCUCGAUGAAGCUGAGAGCCUUGCACUGAAAGGGGGCAAGAAGCAGCUGCAGAAACUGGAGGCUCGGGUGCGUGAACUGCAAAGUGAAAUGGAGAGUGAACAGAGAAGAGCUGCGGAGGCUACCAAGGGAGUUCGUAAAUACGAGAGGCGGAUCAGGGAGCUCACGUACCAGACGGAAGAGGACAAGAAGACUGUCGUGAGACUGCAGGACCUUGUUGAUAAACUGCAACUUAAAGUCAAAGUAUAUAAACGGCAGAGCGAGGAAGUGGAGGAGCAGGCCAAUGUUAAUCUUGCUAGAUUAAGGAAGGUCCAACAUGAUCUGGAAGAGGCCCAGGAGCGAGCAGAUAUUGCGGAGUCUCAAGUCAAUAAGAUGAGAAGCAAAAGCAGAGAGUUUGGAAGGGUAACUUCAUGCACCAACAUCAUAUACCGUAUUUUCCGUACCAUAAGGCGCACCUUCAAUGAAUGGC
Molecule: messenger RNA, 565 nt
Organism: Hippocampus comes (tiger tail seahorse)
Lineage: Eukaryota; Metazoa; Chordata; Actinopteri; Syngnathiformes; Syngnathidae
Product: myosin-7-like
Exons: 3
Cellular component (GO): myosin complex
Source: RefSeq, a predicted model, not a curated record